AUGAGCAGCGAUUAUCCAACAUUCGAUGGCGGGUUUGCACGUAAAAAACGUAAUCAGGUGCACAAAAUGCAGAAAACGUAUGGAAAUGGAACAAGCAGAGAAGGUGAGAGUAUCUCGAAGUCAUCAUCCUCUGAACCAUCGUCGUCGUCAUCGCAAAAUGAUGUCGACCUCGACGAAAUUCCGGAUCGCGAUGAGCUCGUUAUAGGGACCACUGAGGGCAAAGUAUCCGAAGAAGAUAUGAAACGAUUGAAGAAGGAAACCGCGCAUAUAAGCUUCUCAACGAUUCUCCACAUUUUACAUGAUAAUGAUUAUGACGUUGAGAAGACAAUCAACAUGGCGAAGGAUCUUCUGGAGCCGGAGACGCUCUCGAAAUCGCAGAAGGCCUUAUUCGCCUCGUCGUGGCAGCUAAUGAAGGAGAGGGGCAAUAAAAAUCAGCCGGAGCAUUUUCGAAAGCUUCUAUGGAUGAGGGAUAUGUGCCCACAAGAGGAUCAGAAGAUUCUAGUCGAUUAUUACUACAAAACUAAGCGUCGCUCAAAUCUGAAAGACAGUGAACGGUUCCAAACCCAAAUUUAA
This is a messenger RNA of Caenorhabditis bovis, 573 nucleotides long. NCBI's taxonomy places the organism in Eukaryota, Metazoa, Nematoda, Chromadorea, Rhabditida, Rhabditidae. The record is from the annotation of a GenBank genome assembly.